Prinia subflava (tawny-flanked prinia) is the source of this 4254-nucleotide messenger RNA. It is a transcript of the gene CDH13, whose product is annotated as cadherin 13. Gene Ontology annotation, cellular component: catenin complex; plasma membrane; adherens junction. The record is from RefSeq and is a predicted model, not a curated record. Gene Ontology annotation, biological process: cell-cell adhesion mediated by cadherin; adherens junction organization; cell-cell junction assembly. The transcript is spliced from 14 exons. Gene Ontology annotation, molecular function: cadherin binding; calcium ion binding. Bases 110 to 2248 code for a protein of 712 amino acids. NCBI's taxonomy places the organism in Eukaryota, Metazoa, Chordata, Aves, Passeriformes, Cisticolidae.
UGGCUCUCAAGGCAGAGUCUCUUCUCAAAGGCUGUUUCACAGUGAAAAUAUGCUCAGUGCAGCCGAGUGCAUGAAUGAAAAAGCCUCUGGUACCUUCUAGUCUGGCAAAAUGCAGCACAAAACUCAACUUACUCUGUCUUUUCUGCUGUCCCAGGUUCUGCUGCUUGCAUGUGCAGAAGAUUUAGAAUGUGUCCCUGGAUUCCAGCAGAAGGUUUUUUAUAUAGAAAAGCCAGUUGAAUUCACAGAGGACCAGCUGGUUCUGAACCUGAAAUUUGAUGACUGCAAAGGGAACAACAAAUUGAACUUUGAAGUUUCUAACCCAGACUUUACAGUGGAACUUGAUGGGAACUUGGUUGCACUCAAGAAUGUACCAGAAGCUGGCAGAGCCUUGUUUGUCCACGCGCGGUCGGAGCACGCCGAGGAUAUGGCAGAAAUCUUUAUUCUUGAAGCAAACGAAAAACAUGGUGCAUUAAAGGAAAUCUUAAAGCUAGAAGGCAACCUUGGAAUUCCAAGACAAAAAAGGGCUAUUUUGGCAACUCCCAUAUUAAUUCCUGAAAAUCAAAGACCUCCGUUCCCCAGAUUAGUUGGCAAGGUCAUCAGGAGCGAGGGGACAGAGGGAGUGAAGUUUCGGCUCUCUGGGAAGGGAGUAGAUCAAGACCCAAAAGGAAUUUUUAGAAUUAAUGAGAUGAGCGGGGACGUCUCCGUGACCCGGACCCUUGAUCGAGAAGCAAUUGCCAAUUACGAGCUGGAAGUGGAGGUGGUGGAUAUGAACGGGAAAACCGUGGACGGCCCCGUCCGCCUGGACAUCGCGGUCAUCGACCAGAACGACAACCGGCCCAUGUUCAAGGAGGGCCCCUACGUGGGGCACGUCAUGGAGGGCUCUGCCACAGGAACCACCGUGAUGCGCAUGGCCGCCUUCGACGCCGACGACGCGGGCACCGACAACGCCCUGCUGCGCUACAACAUCCUCCGGCAGACCCCCACCAAACCCUCCCCAAACAUGUUCUACAUCGACCCCGAGAAGGGGGACAUCGUCACCGUGGUGUCCCCGGCGCUGCUGGACAGGGAGACGAUGGAAAGCCCAAAGUAUGAGCUGGUUAUAGAGGCCAAGGACAUGGGUGGGAUGGACGUGGGGCUGACGGGCACAGCCACGGCCACCAUCCUCAUCGACGACAAAAACGACCACGCGCCAGAAUUCACCAAGAAGGAGUUCCAGGCCACAGUGAAGGAGGGGGUCACGGGUGUGAUAGUGAACCUGACCGUGGGCGACCGGGACGACCCCGCCACGGGGGCCUGGAGAGCCGUCUACUCCAUCAUCAACGGGAACCCGGGGCAGAGCUUCGAGAUCCACACCAACCCCCAGACCAACGAGGGCAUGCUCUCUGUGGUCAAGCCUCUGGACUACGAGAUCUCAGCCUUCCACACGCUGCUGAUCAAAGUGGAGAACGAGGACCCGCUGAUCCCGGACAUCGCCUACGGCCCCAGCUCCACGGCCACGGUGCAGAUCACCGUGGAGGACGUCAACGAGGGCCCCGUGUUCCACCCCAACCCCAUGGCCGUGACCAAGCAGGAGAACAUCCCCGUGGGCAGCGUGGUGCUCACGCUGAACGCCACCGACCCCGACACGCUGCAGCACCAGACCAUCAGGUACUCAGUGCACAAGGACCCAGCGGGGUGGCUGGAAAUCAACCCCACCAACGGCACGGUUGGCACCACGGCAGUGCUGGACCGGGAAUCGCCCUUCGUGCACAACAACGUCUACACCGCGCUCUUCCUGGCCAUCGACAGCGGUAACCCUCCUGCUACGGGUACAGGGACUUUGCACAUCACCUUGGAGGAUGUCAAUGACAACGUCCCGUCCCUCUAUCCAACACUGGCCAAAGUUUGUGACGACGCAAAAGACCUCAGGGUAGUGGUUCUGGGAGCAUCAGACAAAGACCUCCACCCCAACACAGACCCCUUCAAAUUUGAGCUCAGCAAGCAAUCCGGCCCGGAAAAGUUGUGGAGAAUCAACAGGCUGAACAAUACCCAUGCCCAGGUCAUCCUGCUGCAGAACCUGAAAAAGGCCAAUUACAACAUCCCCAUCUCAGUGACAGAUUCUGGAAAACCUCCUCUGACCAACACCACAGAACUGAGGUUACAAGUGUGUACCUGCAAGAAAUCCAAAAUGGACUGCAGUGCAAGCGAUGCUCUCCACAUCAGCCUGGCCCUGACCCUCCUUUCACUCCUCAGUUUACUUUGUCUGUAAGGAUUCCUGCCAUUUGAAGCUGUCCUACCGAGUUGCCACGGCAACGAGAAGAAGGAAAAACCCGUCAGAUCUGAAGAUUGCAGUUUACAAUUGCUGUUCUUCACUCCUCGGCCUCAGUUGCUCCAGUUUAGUUUGCAAUCUCACUCAACCUUGGUGUUCGACGGCCUCCAGCCCUCUGCCCUCUGUCCCUGGAUCCCUCCUGCAGGACACAAGGUUCACUCAAAAUUUUCUCUGAAUGUUCAAAGACCAUGACAUCCAAACCCGACCUCGGGGGAGCAGAAAAACAAAACGAAACAACAAAACAAACCAGAUUGACUCCAUUUUUUUCUAUCUGUUGACUUGUUGCUAUUCAACUGUUCAGAAAAUAUUUUGUCUGUGGGUUAGUAUUUGUAUAUGUAUGAGUGUAUGUAUAUAUAUAUAUAUAUAUUUAUAUAGAGAGAAGAGUUAUACCACAGGUUUAGCUUUUAUAAAGUGUUCAUCUGGAGGGUGAGAAGGGAGGGAGCAGAAGAAGAUGAGCUGUAGCUGCCCCACCACGGCUAAACCUGCUGCGUUUGCUGCUCGGAGCGCGGGGCUCCGGCACGGCCCUGCUCGUACCUCAGGCUCAGCAAACACAAAACGCAGCCCUGGGGCUUGGUCCUGACCUGAACUGCUCUCCCCGAGCCCAGAGGAGCAGCCCAGGGUGGUCCCUGCUCAGCUCAGCCUGAUUUGGGGGGCUGAAGGGCUGAAAUUUGCUGAGGCAGGGGAGGAAAUGUUUUUAUCACCAUCACAGCAAGGCUCGGUGUUUGCCAGAGCACUGAUCCCUGUCCCAGCCUCUGUCCAGGAGCAGCACAGGUCCCUGUUCCCUAAAUCCCCUCACAAACUCACCAAUCCACCCUUUGGGAUAUAUAUAUAUAUACAUACAUACACACGUACACACAGUUUCCAGUUAAGAGUAACAAGAGCAUUUCUUUGUGUGUGUAAACUUACCACACCUGUUUGCAGACAUGGGGAAAAAAAGGGUGUUUGUUCUCUAUGAAUAUGGAUCCUUUUUUAUUCUGUGAGCAUGUAAGGUCAAAAAAAAAAAAAGAAAAAAAUCCUUCUAACUGUAUGAAGAUGAUCAUCUUGUUAAUAAACUGUAAAUGAUCCAUCAGAGCUCACACCAAAUUUUUAUAAAAUUAACACAAAAAAGUAUACUAGUGACAGACUGUGGCUUUUAUUAGAGCUUGCCAGUAACUAGGGUAAGGUAAGUGUCUUAGAAUAUUUUAAUAAACUUGCUUAUUUAAAGUUUGAACAAGAAAGCUUCCUUAUGCAAUAGAACUUUGCAGCUGCAUCCUUUAGUUAGCAUUUUUACAGUACUUAUGGGUCAUACUCGAUGGCAUCCUUGCCACAGUGAGAUGAUGAGCAUAUCUUCCACACCACGUAUAUGUUUCGAUAGUAAAGGUUUUUGGAAACAUUAAAAAAUAAGUCCAGACGUAUAUUUAGUUUCCCAUAAUGCUACACUAGAUAUUAAAUGUGUGUUGGUGGUUAAAAUUUGCUGUACAAUAGCUUUUCUCCAACUUCCUGCAUUGUACCAAAUAUGAAACAGGGUUUUUUUUUUCUUUCUUCCUUUUUUUUUUUUUUAAUCAAAAGGAGUAAUAACAACAGCGACAGAGGAAAAAUGAGUUUGUGUUGUGAGCUUUCCUAACACUGUAGAUUUCUCGAUAAGUUAUGAGCUGCCUUCAGACCAGUUUUUCUCUUCCAGCUUAACUCCUGCGGCCCUGAGCAAGUGAAAUCUGCCCCUGGUCCCUCAGGAGCCUCUGUGGCACCAGAGUGGCACCCCAGGGACAGUGGGACAGGGCAGGGACACCAGGAGUGCCUUUGGCAGCUUCAGGCACCCCACAGGGACGUGCCUGAUCCCAAACAUUAACCUGGGCACAGCUUCUCCUCCCCUCUCCCUGCCCAUGCCUUGUGUUGACCCCAUGCUGCUGCUUUGCCAUCAACAAUCACGUCUUUUUUAUUAAAAAAAUAAAAAUAUAUAGAAAUAUAUA